Prorocentrum cordatum is the source of this 513-nucleotide messenger RNA. Lineage: Eukaryota; Dinophyceae; Prorocentrales; Prorocentraceae. The record is from the annotation of a GenBank genome assembly.
AUGUCUGCCGCCGCGGCGCCCCGGGCGAGGCAGAGCGGCGGCAGCCCCCGCGGCGCGCGGAGCGCCCCGGGCACACGGACCUUCGCCACGACGUACGGCAGCUUCCUCGGCGAGGGGCAGGGAGAGCGGCGCAGGCACGAGCUCCUGGAUGGCGUCGCGUUGCCAUGGCCGGACCCGCCUCCACAGCAGCAGAGGAGCACCGGCGCGGGCAGCGAGGCGACGGGCGCCAUCGCCGCCGGCUUCGCCUCGAGUGGCCCGCCGCAGGGCGGCCGCCCGCGCAAGCCCGGCGGGGCGCUGGCGGAUCCUUGCGGCGGUCUCCUGCGGCUCGGCGAGCUCCACCGGCGGCCGCUGCACCCAGUCGCGCCGCCCACCGCGGGCGCCGAGGGGCGCGGCCACACCCCGCGCAGUGGCUUCUGCUGCGCCCGCUCGCCCCAGGGUGGGGACGCGGCCCUGGACGCCGGGGCGCUGCUCGGCGGCGGCUGGAACGGCGUCUGGAGGCGGCCAGAUCCGUAG